AUGGCGGAGUUCGGCAACGGGCUGGCGGACGAAUCGCUACUAGAUUCCGACCCUGGGCACGCAGAGCUGGAAGACACGGGCGUGGGCGACGAGGAGCCGGGCUUAGAAGAGGGGGAAGCUGCAAUUGAAGACCCCGAGCUGGAAGCUAUCAAAGCCCGGGUGAGAGAGAUGGAGGAAGAGGCAGAGAAACUGAAGGAACUGCAGAAUGAAGUGGAGAAACAAAUGAAUCUAAGCCCCCCGCCAGUCGGCCCAGUCAUCAUGUCGUUUGAAGAAAAAAUGGAGGCAGAUGGCAGAUCUAUAUAUGUUGGAAAUGUGGAUUAUGGCGCGACUGCGGAGGAACUUGAGGCGCACUUCCAUGGCUGUGGUUCUGUAAAUAGAGUCACCAUUCUCUGUGACAAAUACACAGGGCAUCCCAAAGGGUUUGCUUAUAUUGAGUUUGCAGAUAAAGAGUCUGUAAGGACGGCAAUGGCUUUGGAUGAGUCCCUUUUUAGAGGAAGACAGAUAAAGGUUGGAGCCAAGAGAACAAACAGACCUGGCAUCAGCACCACAGAUCGCGGCUUUUCCCGGGCCCGAUUCCGAUCACGGGGGGGAAACUUCUCAUCGCGCGCUCGCUACUACAGCGGCUAUACACCAACCAGAGGUAGAGGACGGGCCUUCAGGUUUCAGGACCAGUGGAGGCUGACGACCCCUCCCCAGGUGGCGCCGCCGCCCCCCACUGUCUCUGCAGCAUCUCUUUCUCUCUCUGCUCCCGCUAUGCACACUCACCCCAUUCUAUCCGUGUGGGGGGGAGGGGGCCAGGGUGACCACAGGCCGGCCACGGGGGGAAUUUACUAUAACAGCAAACGCUGA
Messenger RNA from Nerophis lumbriciformis (worm pipefish), 849 nucleotides. The record is from RefSeq and is a predicted model, not a curated record. Lineage: Eukaryota; Metazoa; Chordata; Actinopteri; Syngnathiformes; Syngnathidae.